UCUGUGUAUUUGCUCUGAGCAUCAUUUGCUCUUUUUUAUUGAUGCAAGCCGUAAUAAUAUUAUUAUGGCGUACGGCGUACCCGUCAGAAAAAAUUAAAAAACCCUAAUACCUAGGUAUUUGUUUUCCACAGUAAUAAUAAAAUAAUUGUUCUCUAAUCUCUUCUGUAUUGCGAUUAAUCAGUGAUUCUGUAUGAAAACUCGUAUUUUGCCGUGAACUUUAGACAAGCUAAUUUGUAUAAAAAAAGAGGUUUUCAAGUAUUUUAAUCUAGAGGAUUUUUUAGAAUGUCAAAUAAUAAAAUAAAUAAUAAAAAAAAUGAUAAAAAAAAUGAUAAAAAAAAUGAAUCUGACACAUAUAUUCAAAAACUUCCACUUGAACUAAUAGCCAAUAUCGUUCAAUAUUUGAACUUGAGGGAUAUCAUUGCAUUGACUUCUGUCAGUAAGAUAUGGCGGAGCACAUAUCUCAAUCAAAAUGUAAUUUGGAAGCGUAUAUGUGAAGAGCUGGAUAUACGGGAUGAAGAUUACUUGAGAAAUUCUCCAACUUUUUGCACUUUAGUUGGUUCAUCGUCAAAAGAGUACAUGGACUUUAGGGCCACCUCCAUGUUUGGCCAAACAUGCCAUUGGUGGGAUACGUUCAUUUGUUACCACAGGAUUUUAAAAUACCUAAGAAGCAACGGCUACUGUUCUGUAAAAGUACCACACUUGAGUCACAUAUCAAAUACAUAUUGUUUUGGCGAUUACGUAGUAAAUGUCAGCAACAAAAGAAGUGAAAUACCGGUUACAAUAACUGUACUAAAAGGUUUGGCCAGAGAUUUUCACAAUAUAAAACUAGAGAUGUGUGAAAUGUUUAAUGAAUUAUUUUAUAAGCACAUUAAAGUCGAUAAGCCCAAAGUGGUUGGAAACGACAAAUUCUUAGUAAUUGAAAUUCGAUCAGUGAUUUUUGUCUAUAUAAUCGAAAACUAUGAAUUUAAAUUGCAUUUUACAAAAGUCGUUCAUAGAGAUUUAUUAAUAGAAGAUUCAGUGCAUGAUCAUUUGCCUAGUCAACAUUUUUUAAGAACCCACAACGACACUAAAAUAGCCAUGUAUGAAGAUAAAUUAGUUGUAGUUCACCCAAAAGAAAACGAAUUUUACGUAAUCAACCUGAAAAUUGGAAAACUCCGUCAAUUGAUCAAAUUGAGUAAAUGGAAGUGCUACGUUGACUGUGUACAAUUUUAUAAAGAAAGAGUGAUGAUAGGAGUUACCAUUCCACAGAAUGACAGCGAAAGUAUUGUUAAACACAUGCUUAUGAUCUACGAUAUAGAAAAAGAGUCUAGUAAAGGAUUCACUUUGUUUGGUGCCGCCAACGAAAUCAAAGUUAGCGAAAGCGUUAUUGGAAUUCAAAACAAGCCUCAUCGUACUAUAUUUAUAAGGAAAAAAAACAAUUCAAAAUUUUUUUUGUCUUGUAGUACUUUUGAUUUAGACCCGUACGGCAAAUAUAUUUUUUAUGUCAAUCAAAACGUAUUGUACAAAUACAUUGUAAGCGACGUCGAUCCAGCUCAGGGUACGACGAUUGCGUCUUCUAUACAAGACACUUCUUGUUUACAUCUCAUUAAUAAACAUUUUUUGUUGUUAAAUAAAACUUCAAAUCUUUGGUAUGACGUGCUUGAUGUAAAGAACAAAUACGUCGUGAAAAGUAUAAAGUAUGAUAGAUACAGGUUGGUGUAUGUAGGUAGACGGUUUUUAGUGAUGGCCGACACAAAAGUUACGUUAAUAAUGGGAUAUUGUAAGUAAUUGCAAAAAUAUUUUUGUUUAUAUUAGACUAUUGAAUUUUUAUAAAUUAAUGUAUCAAAGAAAAUAUUGUACCGAACAUUUUAAUAUAUAUAUGUACACGUAGGGCAUAAAUAUUUAUUGUAUAAUUUUAUUUUAUACUCAUCAAUAAAUGAUCAUUGUUUACACAUAUAUUAUAAAUAUCUGAAGUGUUUUCAAAGUAUAUUGCGAUUGUGUGUUUGAGAGGAUUAAACAUUUAAAUUUUAUUCAAUAACGCGAGCAGGUUUAUACUUAUUAAACUAGCAAUUUCUGACAAUUUUUAAUUUUAUUAAAUAAGGAUUCCUACUCUGACGAUCUAACUUUAAUUUUUUGUGUUAAACAUUUCAAUAGAAAAUAUUGAUUAUAUUGUUUUUUUAUUUUUUUGUUCUUUUUAUUUUAAGUUGGUUCUAUGUACGAUUCAUACUUAUCGCUUUUGCUGCUGUGGCCCUAUUUGUUACAUAUUCUUAGUUCUAUAUAUAGUUCUUUAUACUGUAUAUAAUAUAAGUCUGAAAAUAUACAAAAUUCCAAUAUAUAUAUAUAUUUACUUAUAAGUUAUUAAGAAUUUGUUUGCCAACUAAAUGGUUUUUCCACUGUGUUCAGUUUUUUUAUUAAAAAAAUCUAAUCAAAUACACGUUUAUAUUUAU
Molecule: messenger RNA, 2426 nt
Organism: Adelges cooleyi (spruce gall adelgid)
Lineage: Eukaryota; Metazoa; Arthropoda; Insecta; Hemiptera; Adelgidae
Exons: 4
Coding region: 283-1767 (494 amino acids)
Molecular function (GO): protein binding
Source: RefSeq, a predicted model, not a curated record